GGAGCCUGGUUCCGGCCCUCACACGUCCUGUGCCUCCAACCAGGCGGCCGCGUGGUCAACACCAACUGCUCGGCCGCGCACACCCGCCAGGCGCUGUGCUGCAAGAUGGGAACUGUGACCACAGUCAAGUUCUGGUUCGCGACCGGUGGGGCCGGGUUCUGCCUCAGCAGAGGCCUUGCCCUCAAGAUGAGCCCGUGGGCAAGUGCCCUCAGACCUGCCCCGAGGCCCGGGGACCAAGCGGCCUCCUGCCCAGACCCUGAGGUGACCUUGAGCUACGGGGGUCCUGAGAACCCCGGGAACGUGGUGAGUGUGGCCGGAGGCUUCAGCCUGCAGCAGGACCCCACGCGGUUUAAGUCCAUCCACUGCCUUCUCUACCCGGACACGGACUGGUGUCCUGUGACCUCACCUCUAAGUGACCCUCGACCCCUGACCCAGGGGGUGGCUCUUGGAUGAAGCCUGCGGCCUCCUGGCCUCAAUUGACUCCCUGUAGCCAGGCCGCAGGCCCAGGUGACCGGGCCCUGAGGAGUGGGCUCCCCGAGGCUUUCCCUGCAGGGUUCCUGGGGGGAGCGGCCCUCCGCACCCGGCUCCGUGCCCAGCAGGGCAUCUCGGUCUCCAGGGCAGUGGCGCUCGAGGGCUGAGGCCCCAGCCAGUCGUGCUCUGGGCGUCUCCACGUGGAGGCUACGUGUUGGGGGACCCCGCGGGCAGGCCCCUCUCGGGCUCCUCAGCCAGACCCCUUCCUGGGGACCUUGAAGACACCCCUCCACUGCCUCAGCCCUCAGUUCUGGACUCUCCCGGCUGCAAGUCCAGGAGGCACGAGCAUUUUGUGGGCUCCCCUCCGGUGGGACGGCCUUGCGCUGCCCCCGGCCUGUGCCUUCCCGGUGGUGCAGGCGCAGCGCAGCCCUCCCUGCCUCUCGCUGUGCUGUUUCAACAAGCGAAUAAGAGUUUGUUCCUUUC
Myotis davidii is the source of this 954-nucleotide messenger RNA. It is a transcript of the gene RFNG, whose product is annotated as RFNG O-fucosylpeptide 3-beta-N-acetylglucosaminyltransferase. The transcript is spliced from 6 exons. The record is from RefSeq and is a predicted model, not a curated record. Gene Ontology annotation, cellular component: membrane. NCBI's taxonomy places the organism in Eukaryota, Metazoa, Chordata, Mammalia, Chiroptera, Vespertilionidae. The annotation marks the transcript as partial. Gene Ontology annotation, molecular function: glycosyltransferase activity.